Molecule: messenger RNA, 1872 nt
Organism: Humulus lupulus (European hop)
Lineage: Eukaryota; Viridiplantae; Streptophyta; Magnoliopsida; Rosales; Cannabaceae
Product: probable DNA helicase MCM9
Exons: 14
Coding region: 1-1872 (623 amino acids)
Biological process (GO): double-strand break repair via homologous recombination
Cellular component (GO): nucleus; MCM complex
Molecular function (GO): single-stranded DNA binding; ATP binding; ATP hydrolysis activity
Source: RefSeq, a predicted model, not a curated record
AUGCAGAGAUUGAAAGUCUGUGGUGGCACAAAAUUCAAAUAUUUAGAAGGUUCGAUAACAUGCCAUGAUUAUCAGGAAAUCAAAAUUCAAGAAAGUACACAUGUAUUAGGGGUCGGGGCUAUUCCUCGUUCAAUCCUCGUCAUCCUAAAAGAUGAUCUUGUUGAUGUUGUUAAAGCAGGAGAUGACGUUAUAGUCACUGGGGUCUUAACUGCAAGGUGGUUGCCUGACUUAAAAGAUGUUCGCUGCGACCUUGAUCCUGUGUUGAUUGCUAAUCAUGUGAGGAGAACAAAUGAGCUGAAAUCGGAUAUUACUAUUCCUCAUGAUGUCAUUAUGAAAUUCAAUCAAUUUUGGAACGAGUUUAAGGAUACCCCUUUGAAAGGGAGAAAUGCAAUAUUACAAGGUGUUUGUCCACAAAUUUUUGGACUCUUCACUGUAAAGCUUUCAGUUGCAUUAACACUUAUUGGAGGUGUGCAACAUGUUGAUGCUUCUGGAACCAAGGUACAAGGAGAGUCUCAUUUACUUUUGGUUGGAGACCCAGGUACUGGGAAAUCUCAGUUCUUGAAAUUUGCUGCAAAGUUAAGUAACAGAUCUGUUGUCACUACUGGCUUAGGAAGCAGUAAUGCUGGACUCACUGUCACUGCAGUCAAGGAUGGAGGAGAAUGGAUGUUGGAAGCUGGGGCUCUAGUUUUAGCAGAUGGAGGACUUUGCUGCAUAGAUGAAUUUGAUAGCAUGAGAGAACAUGAUAGAGCAACCAUACAUGAAGCAAUGGAACAGCAAACUAUAAGUGUUGCCAAGGCUGGUCUUGUGACAACUCUAAGUACAAGGACCAUCGUUUUUGGCGCAACAAAUCCAAAGGGACAUUAUGAUCCUGGUCAAUCUCUAUCUGUCAAUACUACACUCUCUGGUCCCUUAUUGAGUAGAUUUGAUAUAGUCCUUGUCCUUCUAGAUACAAAAAAUCCUGAAUGGGAUGAGGUUGUGUCAUCUCACAUUCUUUUUGAGGGAGAACCUGAAAAAGAUGCGACUAGCGAGGACUUGUCAAAAAUCUGGCCCUUUCCUUUGAUUCGGAGACAAAACCAGAAGAAUAAGAUGUUGGAGGCAAGGAUGGCUUCAAACCAAGGGAAUGCAGUAAAUAAUGUCGCCAACAAUGUCAAAGGGGCAGUGGCUGUUGAGGUCCCUCCUGAACAAGAGGCAAGAACUUUAAGAGAUUAUGUACUCCCUACUGUUACGGGAGUGCAUUCAUGCAUCAGACACCCCACAGUUGUUGCUAACAAUUUUGAGAUCAAGCCGAUAUAUGAGGUGAGUGACGAUGAUAUUAGAUUGAGGCUGUUCCAAUUAUCACUGAGGGAAGGAGCCAAAAGUUGGAUAAACUAUCUACAGACCAACCAUAUAAACACUUGGAAGGAUCUAGCACAAAGGUUUCUCACCAAGUUCUUUCCUCCAUCAAAGGAUGCAAGAUUGAGAGGAGAGAUAAUUAACUUCUUCCAGAAUGAUGGGGAAUCAUUAUAUGCCGCAUGGGAGAGGUUAAUUAUUGAGAAAAUUCCUCAUCACAGCAUUGAGAAGUGGAUGUUGGUCCACAAUUUAUGUAAUGGGUUGUGCAAUACUAAACGCACCAUCAUUGAUGCGGCAGCAGCGAGAGCAUUCAUGGGUAAAAGGUCUAAUGAGGCCUAUGCAUUGUUGGAAGAAAUUUCCAUGAAUAAAUGCCAAUGGGCUGAUGAACGAGCCACUAGUAACAAAAAAGUAGCUGGGAUUCAUGAAUUAGAUGUUAUCACAGCAUUAACCACUCAAGUUUCCACCUUAACUAAGCAGUUGCAGAAAAACAAUAUUUCAACUCAAGCCAUGCAGAUGAAGGCAGUGUGUGAAAGGUCACCCUAA